AUGAAGAUCACUGCCCUCGUCUCGCUGGCCGUUGCCGUGCUGGCCUUCACUGAUGCCUCUCCGAUCAACAGAAGGCCCCAUCCUCACCAAGGUGGUUUCUCCGUCCCCAUGACGCGUAACCCCCACUUCAAGCACAACACCAAGGCCCAGAUCGCCAAGUUGAACAAGCGUUAUCCCGGCCGUAUCCUUGCUGCCUCUUCCGGAUCCGUCCCUCUGGUCAAUGUUGACAACGAUCUGGAGUACUACGGAAGCGUCUCCGUCGGUACUCCCGCCCAAGUUGUCAAGCUGGAUUUCGAUACCAAUUUCGAUUAA
Molecule: messenger RNA, 312 nt
Organism: Gamsiella multidivaricata
Lineage: Eukaryota; Fungi; Mortierellomycota; Mortierellomycetes; Mortierellales; Mortierellaceae
Exons: 2
Coding region: 1-312 (103 amino acids)
Source: RefSeq, a predicted model, not a curated record